GUAGUUUCUGCAAAUAUUUCCGGCUUUCUCAGGGAACGGACCGCGGAGUUGUUUAUGCGGCAAAGAAGCGGUGCAAUCCUUUAGCUGCGUGUGUAGAUCCAAUUCCUCUUCUUUGGUUACUAUUUAACCUCUGUUUAUCCCCCACCGACAAACGUGGGUGGAAUGUUUGGCUGAUGCAAGAGGAGGGAUUCUUCCCAAAUCAUGGAAUCCCCAGGGCGCCUGCCGAUCGGGGUCACCAGGAUCCUCACGGACACAGAUUGGUCUGAACCCUGGAUUUUAACUCUAGUGUUUUUCCACGUAGUCUGCUUAUUUUUUACUUACCUUUCAUUCCGGCACUACCGUUUCCAAAUAGGGCUUUUUCUGUGUCUCAUAAUCCUGGUAUUCUGUGCAGAAUACAUAAAUGAAGCAGCUGCUACAAACUGGAGAUUCUUCUCAAAACAGCAGUACUUUGAUUCCCAAGGAAUGUUUAUUUCAUUAGUGUUCUCAGUACCAUUACUGCUAAAUGCCAUCCUCAUAGUGAUUGCUUGGGUUUAUAAAACAGUGAACGUAAUGACAGAACUAAAGACGAUACAGCAGAAAAGGAAAGCAAGGAGAGAAAAUAAGAAAAGUCAAUAAAUAAGUGUAUCUUUUGUAUCUGGUUAUGUUACCAAAUAUUCUGUCACCCAUAAUAACUUGAGGCUGGAAGUUAGGGUUUUUAACAUUCCUUUAUAAAUGGUCUUACCUUCUUAUUGUUCUAUGAAAAAAUCAUGUUCAUUUUGAGCCCAUGUUAGAGCAAUUCUUAUAUGGCAUUUUGCUAUAUAGACUGUUUCAUUCUGAACCAGUCAUAAGGCAUCUCAUACGUUUAUUAGAACUUAUCUAAUGUACUGUUUUAUCACAGCUUAAAUCUAUGAGUUGUUCAAGGUUUUAUGAUGUUGUGCAUCAAAUAUGCCAAAAUGAACAAGUAAAUUUUAAUAAGUACCAGUUCAUAAAACUGAUUAGCUACAUAAUUGCAACCCAUGGUUAAUUUCUAUUUAGCCAUUAUCAUAGCAAUAUACAAAUAGUUUAUACAACAUUUUCACAGUACAAAAGUAAUUGUUGGUACAAACUUCAGUAAAACAAAAAUGAUAAAAUGGUGCAGUGUGACAUGAAGCAAACCCUCAGACUUUAAUUCUGACAUAUCAACAUCAGAUAUAUAUAUAUUAUCC
Notechis scutatus (mainland tiger snake) is the source of this 1184-nucleotide messenger RNA. The record is from RefSeq and is a predicted model, not a curated record. NCBI's taxonomy places the organism in Eukaryota, Metazoa, Chordata, Lepidosauria, Squamata, Elapidae.